Pediculus humanus corporis (human body louse) is the source of this 822-nucleotide messenger RNA. RefSeq lists its product as uncharacterized. Gene Ontology annotation, molecular function: epidermal growth factor receptor binding; receptor ligand activity. Gene Ontology annotation, biological process: epidermal growth factor receptor signaling pathway. The transcript has 5 exons. The record is from RefSeq and is a predicted model, not a curated record. The coding region runs from base 1 to 822 and encodes 273 amino acids. Lineage: Eukaryota; Metazoa; Arthropoda; Insecta; Psocodea; Pediculidae.
AUGAGUAGACCACCACUACCACCCUUCUAUCGAUCCCUGACCUUCUCUCUCUCCUUAGCGUGUGCUAGCUGUGCCUUACCUUUUUCCUUAUCUUUUCAUUCACCGAUUUUGUUAUCACGGCCCCCGAGGCGUUUACGUUGUUUGGGAGAACACGAAGAGGGCCCGUCUCCCGUGUUUGCGUGUUCGAGUAGAAACACACCAAAGCCGAGGCCUCCGCCUCCGUCUGCGAGGCCUAACAUCACUUUCCCCACGUACACAUGUCCGCCCACGUAUGCUGCGUGGUACUGUCUCAACGGGGCGACUUGUUUCACUAUCAAAAUAGAAGAAAGUCUUCUGUACAAUUGCGAGUGUGCGGAAGGUUUUAUGGGCCAAAGAUGCGAGUUCAAAGAUUUGGACGGUUCUUAUUUACCUUCAAGACAAAGAGUUUUAUUGGAGACGGCGUCGAUAGCCGGCGGUGCAACCAUAGCAGUGUUCCUAGUGGUAAUAGCUUGCGUGACUCUAUACCUUCACUACCAGAGGAAAUCGAAAGAGAAAAGGAUAGCGAGUUCGGAUAGGAAAGACGGAGGAGCCGAAAGAGGUUUGGAAAGGCGAGCGUUCAAUCGAUGUUUAUCGAUAUCCAUGGAACGAUUACCGGAGUUUCCAUAUAGGACCGACCUCAUGAAAUUGAUGGUGUUGUUUAUUUUUAAAAGUGCCGGAAGAAUGUUAGCAAAUAAUGAUUGUUUGUCCCAGGAGGACGAGAAGAAAACAGUGACACGUAGUAUCGAUCUGGGACAUAAUAAUCCUUUCGGAGAUUUUUCAAUAACCGUCGCCGGUCAAGUUUGA